AUGGAGGAUUACCCUUAUAAGCCUACUCGAAAAAUGCUUGAAUCUUAUCUUGACAAACUAGAAUCGCCAGCAACAGAUUGUGAAUCCCCAGCUGGAAGAUUUAAAUCUAAAGAAGUUUCAAUUACAAAUUCUGAUGAAAAUCCAUUUAGUUUCUCUUUUAAUGGCAAAGAGAAACUUUCAGAAGCAACUAUAAGAGAAAAUAAACGAAAAUAUCAGUUUGGCUUAAACCUGCUACAGUGUUAUUUUCAGCGAAAAGUCAAAGCUACAUUUAAAAUUAUAAAACAUUAUACCCCUGUAAUAUUGGAGCCAAAAGAAAGAUUAUUAAAGAAAAUUAUUACAAAGGCAAAGCGAAAAAGUUUAAAGCACUUUUAUAAUCAAUGGCGCAUGAAUUCAAUAAAGGUGACCUCCCAAACCCAAAUAAAUUCAGCACUUAUGAUGGUCAAUAAAGUGAAUUCUUUUUCUAGACAAUAUAUUGCUUUCUCAAUCCUUCACAGCUUAUUUUCCAAACAUUUCUCGAUUUUUGCACAAAAAUUUCUAUAGCGUCUGAACCGCUAUAGCUGACCUUGGCGAGGGUUCUCUCCGCAGCAACUUGGAGCUUUGACGAACAACCUAAAGAUGGCAAGUCAUCUCCAAGCUGACGAAUCCUUGCAAAAGGGCGCACUUGUGUCAACUUGGAGUUGACUUUUCACCUUUAGGUGGCUCGCCAGAGCUCCAAGUUGCUGCGGAGAACCCUCGCCAAGGUCAGCUAUAGCGGUUUAGACGCUAUAGACAAUGCUUCAAACGAUCUAAAAGCUAGCUCAAAACUACCAAAUUUCGGCAUAAAUAAAAGCAUCGAAGGACUUCCAAAAGACUUUUCCCUUCUUCCUGUAGAAUUCAGACUUAAAUCUUUUACAAAUGGAUAUACAAGACUUAUCACUUUCUUCGAGAAGAAGCAAAUUCUUAAUAAGAAACUAUCAUGAACUGCUUUAUCUAGCCCAGCUUUCUUUUUGAAGCAGACAGAUAGAUAUAUAGAAUUAACUGAGCAAAUCUUUCAAGCUAAAGAAGCUAAAGAAAAAGCUGAAUUUGAAAAAGAAGAACUUGCUGCUCUUCUAGAAUCUAAAAACGAAGAGCUGAAUAGCCUUUUAGACAUGCUCGAGCACCAAAAGUCCUGGGAAUCAAAGCUAAAAAAUGUUGAAAAAGAAACCCUUGAGGAGUCAAAACUACUAAAAAAUCAGCUAAUAAAAUAGAUUCAUUCCAUUUUCAGAAUACUAAAUAUUACUUCUAAAUUUGUUUUUAUAAAAUAAAUAAUGUAGCCAAUAAAACAACAAUCUGAAAUUGAAAAAAUCAAUAAAGAGCUAAUUUCAUGCAUAGAAGACAAAAAAAGGACUGAAGAAGAAUGCUUACGAGCUUAUCGACUUUUAGAAUCCGCUCAAAAACAAAUAAAUGAUCUCCAAAGCAAAGAUGAAAAAAAAUUAAAUCCAAUCAAAGAAGAAUGUGAAACAUGCUCAGAAUUAGAAACUGUUAAAGCUGAACUCGAAGAAUAUAAGAAAAAAUGCGGGGAGCUCGAAGAACUAAGUUUAUCUGCAUAUGAUCAAAUUAACAGCAUGCAAGAAGAAAUAAAUAAGCUGAAGCCAAAACCAAAAGGAGCUACCCAGAAAAAGACGAUAACCAAAAAAAGUAUCGAUAUGGAAAAGCCUCUUGGAGAGCAAGAAAACCAAUUCGCUAUCGAGGUGGUUAACCUAACAAGGCAGCUUAAUAAGCUAAAACAUGAAAGUCGAGCUCAAGGCGAAGCCUUGAGAAAAACCACCUUGGAAAGGGAUGAGCUGAAAAAGCUAAUCCAAGGCAAAAAUGAAGCUUUAGACAGGCUCAGGAAAGAAAAUGACCAGCUUUGCCUAUGCUUAUCAGGGGAUCACUACAAAUCAGUUCAUAAGCUUGAAACUCAGCUUUCACAGACUGAGUCCAAAUAUAAAGAAAUUUCAAAUGAAUUAAAAAUCCAGUGCCAAAAAAACGGAGAACUUCAAGCAGAAAUUGAAAUAUUAAAGAAAAAUAUAAGUUAA
Messenger RNA from Blepharisma stoltei, 2036 nucleotides. NCBI's taxonomy places the organism in Eukaryota, Ciliophora, Heterotrichea, Heterotrichida, Blepharismidae. The record is from the annotation of a GenBank genome assembly.